AUGCCUGCUUCUCAAGUAGUUUCUUGUUGGCGAACAGGUGCCACUCAAAACAGCGGCACCCUCAGUACUGCAGUACUGCCUCCAGGGGCGACUGCUGACCUGAAGGAGAAGUUUGAAGGUUGCAAGAAGGCCUUCUCAAGGCUCGAAAAUCUCAAGAUUCAUUUGCGGAGCCACACAGGCGAAAAGCCGUAUUUGUGCCAGCAUCCGGGCUGUCAGAAGGCGUUCAGUAACUCCAGUGACCGCGCCAAGCACCAGAGGACACAUCUGGACACUAAACCUUAUGCUUGUCAGAUUCCAGGAUGCACCAAACGCUACACAGACCCAAGCUCCCUAAGAAAGCAUGUGAAGGCACAUUCUUCCAAAGAUCAGCAAGCAAGGAAAAAGCUGCGGUCCAGUGCAGAGCUCCAUCCUGACCUGCUCACAGAUUGCCUCACCGUGCAGCCCCUGCAGCCCGCCACUUCCCCACGAGAUGCUGCUGAUAGGGCGGUGGGAUGCUCCCCAGGGCCCGGGCCUGACCUCUAUCCAGCUUCAGUUUUCUCCAGCAAUCAUUCAGGCCGAAGCGGAACAGCUGCUGGGGCCAUGCCAACCCCACAUCCUGUCAGUCACCCUUCUCCGGGACAUAAUGUACAGGGGAGCUCCCGCAACCCCUCCUCCCAGUUACCUGCACCCACAGCUGCGGACGUGGGAGCUGAGAGGUUUGCACCUUCUGCCCCAUCUCCUCACCACAUCAGCCCCCGGAGAGUGCCAGCUCCUCCUUCAAUAAUGCAGAGAACACAGCCUCCCCAUACCCAGCAGCCCUCAGCAUCACACCUGAAGUCUUAUCAGCCAGAAACAAGCUCUUCUUUUCAACCAAAUGGAAUCCAUGUCCAUGGAUUUUAUGGGCAGCUGCAGACAUUCUGCCCCCCACAUUACCCUGACUCUCAGAGAACCAUGCCGCCUAGCAGCUCCUGCAGUGUGGUGCCUUCCUUCGAGGACUGCCUGGUCCCCACGUCUAUGGGCCAGGCUGGCUUUGACGUUUUCCACAGAGCCUUCUCAGCUCACUCGGGCAUUACAGUGUGUGAUCUACCUUCGGGUUCCUCAAGCCUUUUGGGGGAGUCUCUUCGCAGUGGACCUGAAGACACCACGUUCUUGCAGAUCAGCGCUGUGGAUCGCUGUCCUAGCCAGCUCUCCUCUGUCUAUACUGAAGGCUAAAAGCUCCCCUGGCCUCCACUACCACUGGCAUCCAGAAUCUUUUUGUUCCUUGCCACCUUUUCUUCUUAUACUUUCACAGACUGUAAGAAAAAGGAUGUCAAGCGAAUCAGC
Molecule: messenger RNA, 1302 nt
Organism: Lipotes vexillifer (Yangtze River dolphin)
Lineage: Eukaryota; Metazoa; Chordata; Mammalia; Artiodactyla; Lipotidae
Gene: GLIS3
Product: GLIS family zinc finger 3
Exons: 8
Coding region: 1-1191 (396 amino acids)
Biological process (GO): regulation of transcription by RNA polymerase II
Cellular component (GO): nucleus
Molecular function (GO): RNA polymerase II cis-regulatory region sequence-specific DNA binding; DNA-binding transcription factor activity, RNA polymerase II-specific
Source: RefSeq, a predicted model, not a curated record